Closterium sp. Naga37s-1 is the source of this 495-nucleotide messenger RNA. Lineage: Eukaryota; Viridiplantae; Streptophyta; Zygnematophyceae; Desmidiales; Closteriaceae. The record is from the annotation of a GenBank genome assembly.
AUGGGCGCACAGCAGUUUGUGGUGUAUGAUCCGAACGCUGCGCCUGGAAAGGGGCAUCCCGAAGUGCCCAAGAGCGCGCAUGUGGAUGUGCUGGUGAACUGCGCUCCCGUGCUGCCGCCCUAUGGGGAUUAUCUCAACUUCAUGAGCUUGCUAAACCCGGAUGGCACACUUGUCCUGACCGGGAUUCCACCAGAUGCUGUCGGGCAGGUGGGCCUGCUGGAUCUGAUUUUCGGGCAGAAAAAACUUGCAGGAUCGGUGGUGGGCGGGCGGAUGCUGUUGAAAGAAAUGUUUGACUUCUGCGCUGCUAACAGCAUCAAGCCCGUGACUGUGAUGCGCCCGCUGUUGCAGCUGAACGAGGCUAUGGAUGAGGUGGAAGCUAUUCCUCGCUCACAAACUCACCAUCCCUCCCAUCAUUGCCUCUCACCUACCUUUCAUCUCUCUCCCUCUCCCCUCCCUCUUACCACUUGUUACAGACGCGUCCACUGUCGCAGCUGA